AUGCUGAUCCUCAACAGAUAUAUCUUCAUCCACGCUAUCAACCUCAACGAACUUUUAGCUCGAAUCCUUGCGGCCGCCGGAUCUGUCGACUACCUCAUCUUCUCUUUCUUGGCGUGGUUCUUCAUCGAACGGUAUGGCCGUCGCCGGGUUAUGAUGUGUUCAGCGUUUGCCUGUUCCACAUGCUGGACCAUAAUCAGCAUUGCCUUGGGGUUGUCCCAGAACGGUAAAGGAGAUACGUACAAGCUAGGAGCCCUUGCGACCACUUUUUUCUUUGUAUUCUUUGCAUCAUUUGCACUUGGUGUGCUUGGAGUGCCUUGGCUCUACCCCACGGAAAUCAACCAUAUCUCCUUCCGUGCCAAAGGUGCUUCUCUAGCAAUGGCGACGAACUGGAUCAUGAACUACAUGGUCGCCCAAGUAACACCACCGGGUAUCGCCAACCUAGGCUACAAAUUCUGGAUUAUCUGGGCCGUGAUCUGCUUCUCUUUUAUCCCUAUCACCUAUUUCUUUUACCCAGAGACGGCCAAUCGGUCCCUGGAAGACAUCGACCGAUACUUUGCGGAACACCGCAACAUAUUUGUCUUCAGAGAUAAGGUUGCCACGCAAUUGAAGAGACCGGAGAUGUGGGAGAGGAUGGAUGAGGAGGUCGCGCGGAGGGCCGAAGAGGAGAAGAUUAGGAACGGCGAGCAGGUCGAAGGGGGGAGCGAAGAUGGAGGAGAGAAGGGGGAGCAGGAGGUCAUGUACCUUGAGAAAUGA
Molecule: messenger RNA, 753 nt
Organism: Cladophialophora bantiana CBS 173.52
Lineage: Eukaryota; Fungi; Ascomycota; Eurotiomycetes; Chaetothyriales; Herpotrichiellaceae
Exons: 4
Coding region: 1-753 (250 amino acids)
Biological process (GO): carbohydrate transport; transmembrane transport
Cellular component (GO): membrane
Molecular function (GO): carbohydrate:proton symporter activity
Source: RefSeq, a predicted model, not a curated record